This is a messenger RNA of Tympanuchus pallidicinctus (lesser prairie-chicken), 5492 nucleotides long. RefSeq names its product angiomotin like 1 (gene AMOTL1). Bases 42 to 2858 code for a protein of 938 amino acids. NCBI's taxonomy places the organism in Eukaryota, Metazoa, Chordata, Aves, Galliformes, Phasianidae. The transcript is spliced from 13 exons. Gene Ontology annotation, biological process: regulation of cell migration; establishment of cell polarity involved in ameboidal cell migration; angiogenesis. Gene Ontology annotation, cellular component: cytoplasmic vesicle; bicellular tight junction; plasma membrane. The record is from RefSeq and is a predicted model, not a curated record.
GCCCCAGCGGAGCGCGCCCGGGGGCGGCGGGAGCGGCGCGGAUGGCCGCGGUGCUGCCGGGGGCGGCGGGGCGCGGAGCCGGAGGCUCCUCAGCUGCAUGCUACAAGCCCACCAGCCCAGGCCAGAUACUGGAAGACACUGGCUUUCUUUAUCAGGACCACCAGUUGUUUGCUGGCAGGCAUGACAUUUCUCCACUAACAGCUGAAGCUGUCAGUGCUAAAGAAAAAGCUGCCGAGGAAACCCUCUGCACCUUGCACCCUCCAGCCUUCCUCCGGAGCUCAGAGGUGGAGAUGCGAGGCUCGGAGGAGGUGGCAGCCGGCACGGUCCUGCAGCGUCUGAUCCAGGAGCAGCUGAGGUAUGGCAACCCCAGCGAGAACAUGAACCUGCUGGCCAUCCAGCACCAGGCAACGGGCAGCGCCGGCCCCUCCAACAGCACUGCCAGCACUCUCUCUUCCACAGAAAACCUCGCGCCCGAGGACCCACAAAUGGUCCAGCCGUCGGCGCGGCAGGAACCGCAGGGGCAGGAGCACCAGGGGGACGGUGCUGCGAUGGAGAAGCAGCCCCGGGCCGCGCAGCCCCCACACAGCAGCGAGGAGCUCCCCACCUACGAGGAGGCCAAGGCCCAGUCGCAGUAUUUCCGGGGGCAGCCGCCGGCAGGGCCGGGAUUUUAUGUCGCCGGCACCUCUGGCCAGAAGUCCAGGACUGAGGGGAGGCCGACGGUGAGCCGGGCCGGCAGCGGGCAGGCGCAUAAGGACGAUGCGCUGAAGGAGCUGAAGCAGGGCCACGUGCGCUCGCUGAGCGAGAGGAUCAUGCAGCUCUCACUGGAGAGGAACGGGGCCAAGCAGCACCCGCCUGCCCCGGCAGGCAGCAAGGGGCCGAAGGCCGCCCCAACACCCAGCAAAGGCAUGGACCCGCGGGGCCCGCCGCCCGAGUACCCCUACAAGGCCAAGGUGGCGGCGGCGGUGUCCCCCAGCAGCAAGGCCCCUGAUCAUGGGCUCUUCUAUGGCGAGCAGCACCCGGCAGGGCCGCAGGACGUCCUCAAGGCCUCCUUUGUGGCCCCGCAGCCCUCCAGGACCGAGGUGGCCGUUGUCCGUUACCAGCCGCCCCCAGAGUAUGGGGUGACCAGCCGACAAUGCCAGCCUCCCUUCCCGCCGCCGCCGGCCCAGCAGCACAGCCCCAUGUCCUCGCAGGCCUCCUCCGCUGCCGGCCCUCUGCUUCCAGGCUCCUUGCCUCCACUGCCAGCCCCCUCCACUGCGCAGCCACCUGUGCCACCUGGCCAGCAGCUGACACCCGACGCCUUCGCCAUCGUGGAGAGGGCGCAGCAGAUGGUGGAGAUGCUCUCCGAGGAGAACCACGUGCUGCGGCAGGAGCUCGAGGGGUACUAUGAGAAGGCAGACAAGUUGCAGAAGUUUGAAAUAGAGAUUCAGAGGAUUUCAGAAGCUUAUGAGGGCCUGGUCAAGACCACUACUAAGAGGGAGUCUCUGGACAAAGCGAUGAGAAACAAACUGGAAGGAGAGAUUAGGAGACUUCAUGAUUUCAACAGGGAUCUCCGUGAACGACUGGAGACAGCCAACAGGCAGCUUGCCAGCAGAGACUUCGAUGGGCAUGAGGAUAAGUCAACAGAGGGCCUUUAUGUCACUCAGAACAAGGAACACUUGAAAGAGAAGGAGAAGCUGGAGAUGGAGCUGGCAGCCAUGCGCUCUGCCAAUGAGGAUCAGCGCAGGCACAUUGAAAUCCUUGACCAGGCCCUAAACAAUGCUCAAGCCAAAGUCAUCAAACUGGAAGAGGAGCUGCGUAGGAAGCAGGCCUAUGUGGAGAAGGUGGAGAAGCUACAGCAGGCACUGACACAACUUCAGGCUGCCUGUGAGAAGAGGGAGCAGAUGGAGCGACGGCUGCGCACACGCCUGGAGCGGGAGCUGGACUCACUGCGCAUGCAGCAGAGGCAGGGCAGCUUCCAGCCCAGCAGCCUCCCUGAGUACAAUGCGCCGGCACUGAUGGAGCUGGUGAGGGAGAAGGAGGAGCGGAUCCUGGCCCUGGAAGCCGACAUGACCAAGUGGGAGCAGAAGUACCUGGAGGAGAGCACCAUUAGGCACUUUGCCAUGAAUGCUGCAGCCACGGCUGCAACGGAGAGGGACACCUCGGCCCCCAGCCACUCACACAACGGCAGCUAUGGCGAGAGCACACUGGAGGCACGGGGCUGGCAGGAGGAGGAGGAAAUUGUGCAGGCCAACCGGCGCUGCCAGGACAUGGAGUACACAAUAAAGAAUCUCCAUGCAAAAAUAAUCGAGAAGGAUGCCAUGAUCAAGGUCCUUCAGCAGCGCUCACGGAAGGAUCCCGGCAAAGCCGACAGUGCCAGCCUGCGACCCGCUCGCUCCGUGCCCUCCAUUGCUGCUGCUGCGGGCACACACUCACGCCAGACCUCGCUCACCAACAACCAGAUCACUGAGGAGAAGAAAGAGGAGAAGAUCUGGAAGGGAAGCAUAGGGCUGCUCCUGGGGAAGGAGCACCACGAGCACCCGCCGGGCCUCACGCUGCCUCCCCCUCUGCCCUCCUUGUCGUGUGCACCUGUGCCGGCACCAGCAGCCUCCCACGUGAAGACGGGCAGCAAGGACAACAGCACCCAGACCGACAAAAACACCGAGCUCUUCUGGCCCGCCACCGCCUCCUUCCCCGGCCGUGGCCGGCUGGGCACCACCCCGACACACAGCCCGGUACCACGGCCCCCGGGGGCACGGCCAGCCGGGGAGAAACUGGAGAACUCCAGCCACGGAAAGCUGCCUGACAGCAAAGGCAGGGUGAGCAGCUUGCUCCACAAGCCUGAAUUUCCAGACACAGAUAUGAUGGAAGUCCUCAUCUGAGCAGAGGAUGGUGUCUGGGCUUUCGUGGGCAUACAUCCACGUCCAAGGACAUCGUUGGUGUGCCAACCUUAAAAACUGACUCUGAGAAUUUGAAGAAGGAAGAAGAAAGUUUGUGCCUGAAUUGAAGCUUGAGUGUUACACAGAGACUUGGGACCAGGCGAGAGAUAAAGAGGACCCAAGAGGAGAGAUGAGAUGAGUGUUCAGGACUUUCUGAGUGGAAGGGGACUUUGAAAACUGAAGGUGGCCCGAGAAGAUGGUCAUUGAGGAAAGAGGAAACUGCAUUUUCUGGUGGAGAAGGAAGAUUACAGACUGGGUGCACAGGGUGCUUCUGUUUUGCUGCCUCUGCAGCCAGGACAGGAGCCAAAUCCUGGCUUUUCUGAGGCCAGCAGAGCAUCUGACAAUAAUUGGAGAAACUUGCAUCUUCCUCAGUAUUGAUUCCUUUCUCAAAAGUAUUCACUGCUGGAUUUUAGUGAAUUAUUGGUGUGUGGAUGUACACGGCAGGUUCUUGUAAGUAUUCAUUUGAAGUGGUGUGGUGUGGUUUUCCUGACAUGCAGGUCAGGUGCCUCUGCCUGGCCAGGCAAGUAUUACUCUUGGAGCCGGAUUACAGUGCAAAUUUUCGUGUCUUGCAAACUCCGAGUCUGCUGAGACUUCUGUUUUUUGAUAGGAGCAGUUGUUCAUUGGAAUUUCCACAGAGGAAGAACGUGAAGGAGGGAGAUUACCCUGCUGUUCCCUUUUGUAACAUUGGGAAAGUUUCAGGAAGGAAAGUCAGAGGAGGAUCCAGCCAGUUCCACCACGGGGCUGUGCAGGGCAGAGAUGGAAGAGGUGAGGUGCCUCAGUGCAUCUUCUGCUGCCCCAACGCAGAGCCAGAUGCAACACAUAGGUUUCAGCAAGUGAGAAUCUGAGCACAAAACUGUAACAGAGUGUAGCCCAAGGAACUCUUCAGGGCUGUUUACACGGGAGAGAUGGGAAGAAAACAGAAACCACUGAUGCCUUCUGCGGUUAUUUCAGUGAACUAAGCCAAGCUUGCAUGUGAGGUCAGAAGAUACUUCUUACUGUGCAGUGUCUGCAGACAGGACAAGAACAGUUCCUUAUUUUCAGUCUCACAUUCCCUGUGCAAACAGACCUGCCGUUUGGGUUGACGUGGGACUCUGCAUUAAGAGGUGCAGGACUGAACCUGGAAUGUUUAACUGCAAAGCAGUGCAUGAGCAUCACCUGUUGUGUGCUGAGCUGUGGGCUCUUUUCAGCCUGCUUCACCCAAGACAAAACAUUUCUGAUUUUUAGCUAAGCCCUUGGUUUCUGUACGAGGUAGCACCUGUCUGUGAGACAGCCAGCUCACAGCAAUGUUACUCAUAACAUAUCUUCUGUUUCCUAGUAGGGGAAAAAAAAAGCUGGUAGGGAAUUUUUCCUCUCCAGGAUAUUUUUCUGUUGGCUUUUCUCUUCCCAAAUUUCCUAGUGUGCCCCUAUGGCAUCAGGAAGAAUUUAGCUUUGGCAAAAGGAUGGUGGGAUUUUAUGCCAAGUUGUGUAGAGUGGAAAAGCAGUGGGUGCUCCUGGGUACACGUGUGUGCAGGACUGGCUCAAGGCUCUCCCUUCCUGUAGGCAUCAAGAGGAGGAGAAACACUGAGAGAACAUCAGGCACUUUACCCUGUACUUUUGCUGAAAACAAGUCCUUGCAACCCCAAAGGCUGCAGGUGCUGGAGCCCCAUGGCUGUGAGAUACCUUCGUUGUAAAACAAAAUUGCUAUGCUGAGUCCAUGCACUUAUCUGUGUGUGUAGACAGAUGUGUUGGUGUUGCCUUCCUUCUGGUUUUUGCACUUGUUAACGCAGCAGUGCUGGGUGGGUCGUGGCGUCAGGAGAGCUGUGUGUUUCGAGUAGUAGCAGCUUUGCAAAACCAAAUGUGUAAAACUCCUUUGAAGAUGCUGUGCCGCUUAAUAUAUGCCUUGUGAAAUAAUUUUAUUUUUCCUCUAAAGUUAAUUUAAAGGUCCUAAGGAAAGGCCGGGCCUGCGUGUGGCUGUGGCUGGCUGCAGGUGGGCACCUCCCAACCCCACGCAUGCCAGCGCUGCCCAGCUGGGACUGGGCCAGGAGGAUGGCAAAGCGAGGGGAUGGCAGGAAAAUGACAGUAAAUAUGCCAUCAUUUUGCUCCAAGAAAUAAGGACACCCAGCUGCUUGGGAGUCCCACAGCACGUCAUUACUGGCUGUAUUAUUUCUUUGGAUGGAACUGCUUAAUGACUUCUGUAGAGGCAGGCAGCUGGACGUGCCAUCAGAGGUGUGCUCACAGCCAAUGCUGCCCCACAGACCAUGAAUAGUUUGCAUGGAGCACUGCUGCCUUCCUGCUGGGUUUCCCAGCUCCUGGAACUGAAUGGUGGUUUGGGAAAUGGUGCUGUAGCCGUUCCAGGCAAUGUUGGGAACUCGUUGUAAAAUACUGUCAUUCUUUUAUUGUUGUUGGUUGUAUAGAGGAGUUGGUGUACAGUGUUGUACAGCUGGAGAGUCGUUUGUACAUAGGUGGGUAAACGAGCAGCAUUACGUGUCACCCACAGCAAAUACAGAUACUGUUGGUCAGCCAAAGAUUUCCAAUUCCUUGCUGUUUAAACCCGUGCCUUAAUAUUGUAUAUAAUAAAUGUAUAAACGUGUUUCUUUC